AUGUUCCUCCUGUUCUCUCAGAGUUUCUACUGGAGUUUAAAUCCUUUUAGAGGGGAAACGGCCAAAGAAGAAGAGGCUCUUCUGUUCCACCAAACGAACAAACUAAGCGUUUCCCGUCUGGAACCAACCCGACGGAGCUUUGCUUUUUGCCUUGAGGUGGCUCUGUCCAGCCUUUCUCCUGAGGAGCCCAGCACCAUCAUCCAGUUCACCUACGCCUCCAACGCGCAGAUGUUCUCUCUGCUCAAGAGGACGGCCGCCAAAUGUUCCCAGAUCUCCCGGGCCUACAGCAUCGGCCGCAGCCAGGAGGGCCGCGACCUGCUGGUCAUCGAGUUCAGCAGCAACCCCGGGCACCACGAGCUGCUUGAGCCGGAGAUAAAGCUGGUGGGAAACAUGCACGGGAACGAGGUUCUGGGCCGGCAGCUGCUGCUGUACUUGGCCCAGUAUUUGUGUUCGGAGUACAUGCUGGGAAACCAGAGGAUCCAGGCCCUGGUCAACUCCACCCGCAUCCACAUCCUGGCCUCCAUGAACCCCGAUGGCUACGAGCUGGCCGCGUCCGAGGUAGAGGAUAGCACUGACCCAGCGCUCUACAACCAGGAACUGUUCUCAGUGCGGCUUUUAACACGUCCAGGUGUCGAACCUAAAACGUUUCAGGGUCACCUGCUGAACGGUUGGACAAACGGCCGAACCAACGCCCAGAACAUCGACCUGAACCGAAACUUCCCGGACCUCACCUCCAUCACGGUGGAGCUCGGCUGUGACAAAUUCCCCUCGGAGGCCGAGCUCUACCCG
This is a messenger RNA of Menidia menidia (Atlantic silverside), 789 nucleotides long. The record is from the annotation of a GenBank genome assembly. Lineage: Eukaryota; Metazoa; Chordata; Actinopteri; Atheriniformes; Atherinopsidae.